Messenger RNA from Trichoderma aggressivum f. europaeum, 894 nucleotides. RefSeq lists its product as uncharacterized. The transcript has a single exon. Lineage: Eukaryota; Fungi; Ascomycota; Sordariomycetes; Hypocreales; Hypocreaceae. The record is from RefSeq and is a predicted model, not a curated record. The coding region runs from base 1 to 894 and encodes 297 amino acids.
AUGACUGCAGGCAAGAUUCUGGUCACGGGUGCGGGAGGACACCUCGGUGGUAUAACACUUGAUCUACUUGUCGAAAAACUGCCGGCUUCGCAGCUUGCCGCCAUCUCGCGAGACCCUGCCAAUAAGCUCAAGCGCUUUGCCGACAAGGGAGUUUCGACAUACAAGGCUGACUACAAUGACUAUGAUGCGCUUCUCGCCGCAUUCCAGGGCAUUGAAAAGAUCAUGAUGAUUGGUGCGCAUGCUUUCACGGAUCGCAUUCGGCAGCACUAUAAUGUAGUCACUGCCGCAAGGCAAGCCGGCGUCAAGCACGUCGUCUACACUUCGGUGCAGCGCCAGGAGGGUGCUGGCAUUGCCAUGUGGGACGUCACAGAGAGUGAUACGUUUACUGAACAGGCUUUGAAAGCCAGUGGAAUGGACUACACUAUCAUGAUGCAGCCGCCCUUUUUGGAGACGUUUUUCCUUUACAUCAGCUCCAACGCCCUCGAAGAAGGAAUCAAUGUUCCCUUUGGCAAAGGCAAGUUUGCGCCCGUGACACGCGAUGAUCUCGCGGCGGCCAAUGUCACUGUGCUGACGGAGGAGGGACAUGCGAAUAAGACGUAUAAGCUGAGUGGCAACGAGGCGUUUUCUUUUGCGGAGAUUGCCGAAAUCUUGGGUCAGGCCAAGGGUCAGAAAGUGUCUUCCAGGAACAUUAGCGAGGAAGACUAUCUCGAGUGGAAAGGGUUCGAGGGCCAGCCUGAGCAAUUGCCACAAUUCCGUCUCGCCUGGGUUCGCGCGAUGAAUGCUGGUAAUUUCGCGGAGACAACGGGCGACUUGGAGAGAUUGAUUGGCCGCAAGCCAACAGAGUUCCGGGAUUACGUGAGCUCGAAUUAUCCUCCUACUCAGGGACUUUUUUGA